Messenger RNA from Limulus polyphemus (Atlantic horseshoe crab), 678 nucleotides. Its product is annotated as cuticle protein 16.8-like. Gene Ontology annotation, molecular function: structural constituent of chitin-based larval cuticle. NCBI's taxonomy places the organism in Eukaryota, Metazoa, Arthropoda, Merostomata, Xiphosura, Limulidae. The record is from RefSeq and is a predicted model, not a curated record. The transcript is spliced from 2 exons. Gene Ontology annotation, cellular component: chitin-based extracellular matrix. Bases 1 to 678 code for a protein of 225 amino acids.
AUGUAUUAUAAUACAGUUAUCUAUCCAUUUGUUUGUGAUAUGCAGGUGGCCAUUUUUGUUGUUGUCGUGGUAACUGUUUCUGCUGGUGUGCCUGUUCCUUACGGCUAUCCAGCUGUACCCGCUUACAAGCAUCCUCAGCCUCCUUAUGUUCCAGAACCAUACGAGGCUCCUGAACCCUACAGCUUUGGAUACGAAACCACUGAUGAACUUGGUAACCUUCAGUCUCGUCAUGAAGAAGCUGACGGUACUGGUGUUGUGAGUGGAUCUUAUGGUUACACUGAUGUUUACGGAAUCCACCGCCAAGUGGAAUACGUUGCCGACGCCAAUGGUUACCGCGCUGUGGUGAAAACCAACGAACCCGGUACCGCCAACGCCAGCCCUGCCAACGUGGAAGUUCUUGCCGAAGAAGCUCCUCUUCCUCACCCUACUGCUCCAAGCUACAAACACCCCCUGCCCCUACCACACCCAGCAGUUCCAGUUCCAAGCUACCAGCACCCCGUGCCCCUACCACACCCAGCAGUUCCAGUUCCAAGCUACAAACACACCGUGCCCCUACCACACCCAGCAUUCAGCUACAAGCCUGCUCUCUAUACUCAUCCUGUCCCAUACGCUCCUGUUGUCAAGGUUCCCAUCCCUUCAACCACCACUACCACCGAGGCUCCUAAAGAAGAAAAGUAG